UAAGAAUCAUUGAUAAUUACUUAUUUUCAGUAUUAAAAAUACUGGAUAAUAAGUAAUUAUCAAUUAUUUUUAGUAUAAUAUUUCUAUAAUGGUGGUAUUUUUCGUAAUAAUAUAAACCACUAAUUCCAAUAAAGUAUGGAGAAGUCAGUGCUUUCGGAACGGAAUCGUUAUCUUUUCUAGUUGCCAAAAUUAAGCAAGAAAUGCUAUGUAAGAGGUAUAUAAAAGUAAGACCGCGACGUAAAUCGAGAUACGAUUUACGCGCGAUUCCACGCUUUAUCUAAAGCAGUGGCAUUAUUUGUAAAAUUAUAAAUCACUAAUUACAAUAGAAUAAAGUGUGGAGAAGUCAGUGAUUUUCGAACGAAAUGGAUAUCUUGUUUAGUUGUCGAAAAAAAGCAGAGAACGUUGGCGGCAUACAAGCACUUGCCCGCGACAUAAGUCGAGACGUACGUGUGCUUUCACGCUUUACAUACAGCCAGGGCCCGCAAACUCUUAUAGAGAGAAAAUGACCAGCGUUAGUGGCGCUCCCUGAGAUGUGACACCCAGGGAAUGGGAACUAAAUUAGCCGCCAUGUCUCAUUUAAGAUAUCUUUGGAACGUCUUGGAGACAGACAUGCAUUUUAUGUGGGAGAACUUGUAAUUUUGUCACCAUUGCAAGUAAUUUUUGUUAAGUAAUAAUGUUGUUUAACAUUUUUGCAGGAGUUCGCAGUAAAGGAUCAACAUGGUACGAGCAUGUUGUGUGUCUGGAUGUACAUUUGGGAAGAAAGCACCGUCCCAUAAGUUCCCACGAAAUGCCGAACGUCGGCUACAAUGGUACAAGAGCUUAAAUAUAGUGGAAGGACUUGAACAGUAAAAGUUGAGAGUAUGCAACAAGCAUCUUCGCGAUGGUGAUUUCAACUGCUCUCAUAAAUUGCGCGUUUUAUUGAGCAAUGCCAUCCCUUUUACUAAUUUAUUAUUGGAUGAAAGGAAUGCAUUGGAUAAAAUGGAAACAGGGAUACACAAGAAGACGACACUAGAAGACCCUAAACCAAAUGAAAAUACAGAGAACGAAAAAGAACCGGAUGCAUUAAAAGUCCAGUUAGAAGAUUUAAAGACACAACAGCUGCAGACCGAAGAAACUGUAACCCAGCACAGUGAAACAUUAAGGUUGCAGCAGGAGCAAAUUAAUGAUAUUUUACAAGAGCAAAAAAAUAAAGUAUCAGCGCAAGAAAUACAGGAAUUAAGAGUAAAAGUGAAUAAACUGAUGGAGUUGACUUGCCAAACGCAUAACAGACCCGAUCUUGGAGAUGUUACUCGCAAACGUGCAUUAUCCCCAAGAGCUAGACAACUAUAUGAUGCUACAAUUCAGUUGAAGAGACAGAAAAGGUAUUUGAAGAGACUUUGCAACAAAUAUAAAGAGAAGAGACAGUAUCAUUGCGUACCACGGAUUAUAAAGGCAGAAUAGAUAGCACCGCACCGAUACGCCAACAAUUCAUAGAUAUGAUGAUGAGGAAUAAUGACGUAGGAUCACAGGUAAAAGUUUGACUGACAAAAUCUAGAUACUUCCUGUAAUAUAUUUUUAUGAUUCUCCUCAGUAACUUUAAAACGGUUUUACAUGUUACUCAUUGCUUAUUCCACAGUUAAUACAUUCAUACAUUUAUAUUUGUUAUACAUUUACAUUUAUAUAUUUAUGUUUAUUUAUACAAUUUAUACAUUUUUUCACUGUUUAUAUUUGAAAAUGAGCAAAUUAUGCCAUUAAUCACUGACAUUCAGUGAUACGUUAUGAAAGUCUUUAUUGUUCACAACAAAAUAAUGAAACAAUACGCUAAAAUCUUUUCAACGUUACCGGAGGUUAUAAACCUGACGGCAUAUAUAGUCCAGUGUUAGGCACUUUAUUAAAAUCCAAAAUCGUAACGCAUUACACAUCUAAUAAUAUCGUUAUGUGGUGUAUAACCCUUCGAGGGACAUUGUUUCUACUGAACACAUUUUUAUGAACAUUUGUAUUUAUGUUUUUUGAGUCGCUGAUUACGAAUCUAACAUCCAAGUUUCAAAAUAUUAAUAUCACAAUAACAAAGUUCGUACGCAGCUUAUUUUCCUUAGUAUUAUUGUACCAAAAUUUAUUUUAAUUACGCCUCUUGUACAUUCUGUCUGUCUUCUUUUUUUCAUAAUUUUUUUGUUAUGCAUUACGACGUACGAAUUAAAUGUUCGUUAAUACGAAAUAGAUUAAAGAAAUGGAUUAAUAUGUAUAAAUUUAUGUAAUAAGUGCAAGUAUAUGCGAACUAAAACGUCUGUAUAACUUAUAUUCAAUAUAUGUAUACGUUUCUUCUCAUGCAUUAUGUAUGGAAAAACAUCGCCUUACAAUUAUAUAAUUAUCUGCUAUUUCAAUAAUCCAAAUAUUCCUUGUAUAUAAGGCUGCUGCUCGCUGCACACUAUCUUCAACGUUAAUGUGACAAGCAAGAAAAUGAUAUAGUUACGAUAGAAAAUGUAAUAAUUGUCAGUAUUAGGA
Molecule: messenger RNA, 2481 nt
Organism: Odontomachus brunneus
Lineage: Eukaryota; Metazoa; Arthropoda; Insecta; Hymenoptera; Formicidae
Source: RefSeq, a predicted model, not a curated record